Messenger RNA from Gryllus bimaculatus (two-spotted cricket), 2528 nucleotides. The record is from the annotation of a GenBank genome assembly. NCBI's taxonomy places the organism in Eukaryota, Metazoa, Arthropoda, Insecta, Orthoptera, Gryllidae.
CGGCAGGCGGCCGAUGGGCGCUUCCCGCCGGCGCCGGCAGACGGCGUUGGCGACAGCGACAGCGACGACUCGGCGCUGGACGAAGACGUGGCGCGCACCGCCGACACCCUCGCCGCUCUGCUCGACCUCGGCCUCGACAGCGAGGCGGACGCGGAGUGCGCGCUGCGCGCGCGCUACUUCCUGGAGCGGCACGUGUUCCGCGCGCGCGCGCCGUGUGCGCUGGCGCUGCAGGCGCUGGCGCUGGCGCGCGCGCGCAGCGAGAUGGCGGCCGCGGCGCUCGACCUGCUGCGCAACGCCUCCGCCAACGAGGAGGGCGACUUCGGCUGGCCGCGCGCGCCUCGCCCCGCGCGCCACGCGCCCGACUGGCUGUACGAGGCCGGCGCCGGCCGCCGACGCAAGGAGCGGGCGCCCACAACAGUUGCAGAAUUUAAAGCUUCACUGUUUACAUUGAUGACUUACGCCCGCUUGGGAGAUUUGAAAUCAGCGGAACCUGUUGCACGUUACCUAUUUUACCGUUCACACUUACUGGACAGGCAUAUAGAGUUGCUGUAUCCUGCCGUUCAAGCUUUCUCGGAAUUUGCAUCUCUCGCUCUUGACCGCCAUCGCGCUUUAACAGUUUCUCUUGCGACGUCAGGCAUGGAAUUAACAGACACGUUAGAGCUAAGGCCUGACUCAGAACCUCAACAUCUUCAAUUGCCCUCUCUUCCCACGAAAGUGUUUGUUUACGCUACAGGAGCAGGAUGUGCUACUGUUCAGGGCCGUGUCAGUUACUCAACUUACGCCCCAGCAGAUCAUACACAUUUAUUAGACUUAUGGGCAAGUGUUGAAGGCGAACUUGUUCCAAGUAGAAAUUCUUUGGAUGAGUUAGAAGGGAAAUUACCUCGCCUCAGACUCAGUACUUGUGUGCGGUGGAAAGGCGAUGACGUAUCAAGCGUCUUACGACUAGAGGUAACCCUCUUUUCUGGCUUCCAGCUGGAAUCAGUGAGCCCGGUUGAUCUGGAUGUGUACCAUGGCUCUCUGGGGGAUCUUGUGUGGUUUGUGCUUUCUAAUGUAAGCAAUACCUGUCCACACUGCAUCCGAUUUUUGGUAAGAAGUCCAUUUGUCGUUACUGGUUUGCGACCAGCAUUUGCCCGAGUGUAUCCUGCUGGCCGUGAAGAUCUUGCAGCAGAAACCUUUUUCCACACCAGCCAAGGAAGUCCUUUACUUGCUGACAUCACCGAUGAUGAUCUUAUUACAUGGUUUGGAAAGGAUGAUAGAGGACAACCUCGCACGAGCUCUGAUUUCUCUCAAAUAUGCGAGUGUGGUAAAUCUUGUAAACCUCUAGUUUCGGCCAACACAUUUUCUUCCUCCAACGCUUCAAAAGUGGAUCAUGUGCAACGUGAUAUUGAUAUGGCUAACAUCCUCAUCUUCAGUGAAGCAAAUGUGACCGGAAAUGUGACUCAGUUCACCGUGUCAAGUGCAGAGCUGACCUUAGAAAGAAAAAUACCUAACAACAGCACAAACACUAGCGAUGCUGUCAUUCCUACGAUAGCACUAGUCAGUAAUUUAUCAAAUCCCGAGCCAGUGUUGGUAAUAAGUAGCAGUAAGCCAGUAGCAACUGAAUCUGCGUCAUUUGACCUUAUAAUUCCAGCAGAAGAUGCAGAAAUGUUAGGUGCUAAAGCUGAGCAGUUAGUUAUAAUUGCUACAAACGUGAGUGAUUCGAAAUCAAACACCACCACUCAAAAUUCAACAGAUGAUAACAAUCAAUUAAAAACAAACAACACAAAUAAAUCAAGAAACGUUCCUAGUAUGACAAAAUCCCCCAGCCCGGUUCCGCCCGCAUCUUCGAGCACCGCCACGGAAACGACGCCCCUCUCAGAAGCCCAAACAACGAUGGCGACCCCGCGCCCGCCGCGCCCGCAGGCGCACAGCAUCAACAAGGAGCGGCAGCGGCCGUCCACGCCGCCUACGCUGGGCGGCCCGUCGGCGGAGCCCCCGACCACGCCCCGCGACGACAAGCUCUUCGUCGUGGACAAGACGGCGCUGUGGGGCAUGCUGCGUGAGGUGGUGCACGUGGAGCUCAACAAACGCAACAGGAGGGAGGGAGCCCCCGUUGACGCUGUACUCCACUGAGAUGGCAUGGCGUUGUGCCUCGAGUUUCGAUGUUUCAAGAGUGAUCAAUGUGUGUAAAUUGUUUAAAAACAAUUACUGAAGAAUUGUGGUAGUAAAAUUGUAUUUAGGGAACUGGACUUUAUGAGGACUGAUUUUACAUGCCUUGUAACGCGUAUUGUUUCUUCACAAAAUAACUGCAGUGUAUGCAUUUUUCUUAAAAAACAAGUUUAAAAUUUUAUGCAAAAUCCAUGUUCACAUCUCCAUUCCAAGUCCAUCAGAUUCCAAACCAAACCAUUAGCAGUUUUAUACAGUCCAUAAUUUAUCACCCCAAAAUAAAUGCAUUUAUUGACUGUAGAGCCGUAAAACCUAUGAAUGGGAUAAAAAUAAUUCUUUCCCAGCCAUAAGUAUUAUCUUAUAUGAUUUAAUAAAGAUUGACU